Messenger RNA from Hemisphaericaspora subhashii, 966 nucleotides. RefSeq names its product Sfh5p (gene SFH5). Gene Ontology annotation, molecular function: phosphatidylinositol transfer activity. The coding region runs from base 1 to 966 and encodes 321 amino acids. The transcript has a single exon. The record is from RefSeq and is a predicted model, not a curated record. Gene Ontology annotation, cellular component: cytosol; cortical endoplasmic reticulum; plasma membrane. NCBI's taxonomy places the organism in Eukaryota, Fungi, Ascomycota, Pichiomycetes, Serinales, Debaryomycetaceae. Gene Ontology annotation, biological process: regulation of exocytosis; Golgi to plasma membrane protein transport.
AUGUCAGACAUACAAGCAGUGAAAGAUUCAAUUAAAUCAACUAAAUUAUCUGAUGAAAAUGCCAAAAAAUUGGCUGUAAUUAUCGAUGGUUUACCAGACAUCUUAGGUCAAUUGGAUAAUCCAGAAUAUGAUGAGAUCUUUGGUUAUAGAAUCAAUGUGGCAGAUAAAGAAUACGUUGAUGUCCUGAUCCGUAAUGAGAUCCUUUUGAAAUUCCUUGCUGCUGAUGGAUAUGAUUUAGAUUUAGCAAAAGAAAGAUUAAUUAAUACUUUUAAUUGGAGAAAUAAAUUCCAACCAUUAUCGGCUGCUUUCGAUGAGAAUUUCCAUGUUGAAUUAGUUGAAUUGGGUGUUAUAACUCAUUUUAAUAAAGAUGUGAAAUUACCAAAUUUGGAUAUUGCUACUUGGAAUCUUUAUGGAAAUUUAAAAAACCCAAAGAAAAUAUUUGAAAAAUUUGGUGGCAAACUUCAUAAAGAUUUACCAGGAAGUGAAUUCCUUAGAUGGAGAAUUGGUCUUAUGGAAAGAGCACUUCAAUUACUUGAUUUCACCAAUCCAGAUUUAAACAGAAUUGCUCAAGUCCAUGAUUAUAAAAAUGUAUCAAUUUUAAGAAUAGAUCCAGGAAUGAGAGCAGCCACCAAAGAAAUCAUCAAGAUUUUUGGUGAUAAUUAUCCUGAAUUAUUAUCAACCAAGUUCUUCGUCAAUGUUCCAUUGCUUGCUGGUUGGGUAUUUACAUUUUUAAAAGCUCUUGGAAUAAUAACGGAAGAAACAUUACGUAAAUUCCAGGUGUUAAAUCAUGGUGACCUUCUGAAAUCAUUUGGUGCUGAUAAUUUACCUAUAGAAUAUGGUGGGAAGCUUAAGAAAGAUUUAUUUGCUUUAGAAGUGAGUAAUGUAAAGUUGUCUGAAUAUGGUCAAGUUAUCUUGAAAAGGAUUGGUGAUGAAGAAAUCAAACAUGUUAAUGAUGAUGUUGAGUAG